Exophiala spinifera is the source of this 1311-nucleotide messenger RNA. RefSeq lists its product as uncharacterized. Bases 1 to 1311 code for a protein of 436 amino acids. Gene Ontology annotation, cellular component: mitochondrion. The record is from RefSeq and is a predicted model, not a curated record. Gene Ontology annotation, molecular function: phosphatidylserine decarboxylase activity. Gene Ontology annotation, biological process: phosphatidylethanolamine biosynthetic process. The transcript is spliced from 2 exons. NCBI's taxonomy places the organism in Eukaryota, Fungi, Ascomycota, Eurotiomycetes, Chaetothyriales, Herpotrichiellaceae.
AUGUGUCGAGUGAAGAUAGGCGAAUGGUUGCCGCACGACCACCGAGCGCACAAGGAAUGGCUGGCCGGUGUCAUCGACCAUGUCGACCAGAACCCAGCGGAGCUGCAUCCGGUGGUGCGAGAGUUCCAGGACCUGAUCGAGAAGAACUCGCGGGUCUGGCUGCUCUUCUCGUCCAUGUUUGAGCAGAUCCCCAACAAGGACCCCUACAAGACCGACCCGCGUGGUACGGCGGGCCACCCGACCAUCCGGGACCACGUGCACAUGCUCCAGGUCAUCAACCACCUCUUGACCACGGCGCCGUCGUGGAACGACAAGUCCGAACGGGUCGGGCUGGUGGGACUCCCCUUCAACGCGCUCUUCGACUGGCCCAUGGGGACCAAGAGCGGAUUCGCAGUCUUCCUGGACCCAGAGGUGAAUGCCAUGCUGAAGAAGGUGCUCAAUGCGUGGGCCGAGUUUCUCAGCUCGCCAGACUCGGCGUACGUGUUGAAGAGAGAAGCCAAGGGAAGCUGGUUCAGCCCCCACGGGUACGAGGAGCUCCAAUACACGGCCAACGUGGGCAAGACGAACUACAGGUUCGAGGAAAUGUUCCAGUGCGAUCCCUCAGAGCCGCAUAUGGGGUACAAGUCAUGGGACCAUUUCUUCACGAGGCUGUUCAAAGAAGGCGUCCGGCCGGUGGCCAGUCCCGACGACGACAGCGUGAUUGCCAACGCGUGCGAGUCCAAGACGUUCAAGGUCGCGAGGGACGUCAAGCGCCGCGACAAGUUCUGGUUGAAGGGACAGCCGUAUUCGGUCGUCGACAUGCUGGCGCAAGAUCCGCUGGCUGAGCAGUUCGUCGGAGGAACCGUUUACCAGGCGUUUUUGAGCGCGUUGAGUUAUCACCGUUGGCACGCGCCUGUGUCGGGGAAACUGGUCAAGGCAUACGUGGUCGACGGGACGUAUUACUCUGAGCCGCUGUUUGAGGACUUUGGGCCAGGCCAGUCCGCCGACCCGGAGGGACAGGUGACGAGCCAGGGAUACUUGAGUGCGACGGCCACUAGGGCCAUUAUGUUCUUCGAGGCGGAGAAUCCCGACAUUGGACUGAUGGCCUUUUUAGGUAUUGGUAUGUGUGAAGUCUCGACGUGCGAUGUCACUGUCAAGGAAGGUCAGCAUGUCAACAAGGGAGAUGAGAUUGGCAUGUUCCAUUUCGGAGGAUCGACGCAUUGUUUGAUGUUUAGAAAGGGUGUCGAGGUGGAUGGGUUCCCUGAGCCGCAUCCUGAACACAACAUUCCUGUGAGGAGUGAGUUGGCUCGAGUGAAGCCGAGGUCGAAGUAG